ACGACGGCCACUUUAGGGUCUGACAUCCGCACCCUGUGUUUGCUUUGCCUUCAUUUUGCCGGUAUUUAUUAACUUGUUACUGUAAUACAUAACGCGCGAGUGGAUGACAGGGCAGAAAUCAGCUCAGCAGCGUCUUAGCCAACUUUGAGAAGACAUGAAGAAACUGGUCAUCAACGCAGACGACUUCGGCUACUGCCCUGAGCGGAACCGUGGGAUCGUGGAGAGCUAUCUCCAUGGCGACGUCACCACAGCGUCCCUGAUGGCCAAUGCUGAUGCUGCAGAGGAUGCCGUUAAGCUUGCCACGCUCCACUCCAUCCCCCUGGGUCUGCACUUGAACCUGACGGAGGGGCGACCGGUCUGCAACCGCCUGCGGGAGGGCUCCAGCCUGGUGGACGGUGACGGCUGGUUCCAUGGGAAGCUGGGCGUGAGGAAGGCAGCGUACAGCGGGGGACUGGACGCUACAGAGGUCCGUGAUGAAAUAGAAGCCCAGCUGAGAUGGUUUGUGGACCAGUUAGGGAAACUGCCUACACACAUAGACGGACACAACCAUGUCCAUGUACUGCCAGGUGUUCGUGAUGCUUUUGCAGCUGCGGCAGCUGCAGCAGGUGUCAGGUGGGUGCGGCUACCCGUACAGACCGACCUCCCGACCUGUGACUGGGUCAGCGAGGCACAGCAGGACUUCUUUAAGGAGGUAGAAGACGACUGUCGAGAGGCACGGCAAGUCUUCUUACAGCAGGGACUCAGAUUAACUGAUUCAUUUGUAGGCCUGGCCACCAUGGGUGCAGACAUGUCCGUCCAGCAUCUCUGCGACUCGCUACAAGCAGCCUACCAAUCAGCAGACAGGUCACCCACCAAUCAUGUGACCUGUGAGGUAAUGGUGCAUCCUGGGUACCCGAGCAUGCUGGGAUGCGGCGGGUGUGGCCAGGGCCCCGAUGACUUCUCCCUGUCACAUGACCGCCGGCACGAGAUGACCGUUCUCGGGGACGGACGACUCAAGAAGUUUUACAAGGAAGAAGGGAUCGAAUUAUGUUCUUUUGCUGACCUUUGACUUUAUUUAGAUUGUAGACAAUACAAUAGAAGUAGGUGACAGGCAGUGACUGCUUGUGUUGUGACCCACACAUUAAUUCAUACAUGCAUAACAUUAGUACUACAUUCAACCUUUAACAUCAGACUGUUCACAGAAACUGAGGCAAAAUGCAAUGCCAAUGUAAAUGGUUGAUUCCUGGGCAUUUUACAGCAAUAUUUUAGCAAAGAAGUAUUGAAAACGGAGGAGUUUGAGGAAAACUUGAAUAUGCUUGUAUUCACAGCAGAAACUCUGCGUACCAACUUGAAGGUACAUGCAGACUUUUCUGUCAGACCCUGUUUUUAUGGUGAUACUAAUUCAGAAAUAUUUUUUAGAAUCCGAGAAUCAACAAAUCAUUGCCAAAUUGCCUGAGAAAAUGUUACUCUGUAAAGGGUCAACUUUCUAAUUUUAUAAAGAUAUUGUAUUCUAUAUGCAAUGGAUGUGCACAGUACUAAAUUCUAUAUAUACUAAGUAAAUUCAAAAGUAUUUUUACAUGUAUUUUCCUGUAACACAGUGAUGGACAGAGUCAGUAUUUUUAAUAUUUUCUUAGAUUUUUGCUUAUUGAGAUAUCUAAAGCUACUUCAGCGAUGUUUUACUACAAUUAUAUGAUUGUAUAACAGUCUUUACAACAUUCGAAGAGAAUUUUAAAACAGAAGUUUAUAUUUUAGGAUCUGAAGACUGUUGGCAUGUCAGACCUAGUCUUUAAACACACAGUUGU
Branchiostoma floridae (Florida lancelet) is the source of this 1781-nucleotide messenger RNA. Its product is annotated as carbohydrate deacetylase-like. Gene Ontology annotation, biological process: carbohydrate metabolic process. The transcript has 6 exons. Lineage: Eukaryota; Metazoa; Chordata; Leptocardii; Amphioxiformes; Branchiostomatidae. Gene Ontology annotation, molecular function: deacetylase activity. The coding region runs from base 155 to 1048 and encodes 297 amino acids. The record is from RefSeq and is a predicted model, not a curated record.